CGAAAUUCUCUACGUAAUCUGAUAAAUAAAUCUCGAAAUAAAGUUUACGGUUGCCCGCUUAAUUCCUAACCCAGUACUAGCGCACACAUGCGAAACAGAUGUUCACACGUUUGAAACGACCCAGCAUGCUCACUACCGUAGUUAAAAUUACCACGUGUUUGUACGAAUACGAGUGAUGUUUCGCCGAAUUUCAAUUUAUAACAAGACUUGACCAUCAGAUUGUCAAUCCAGGAAACCCUCUGAAGACGAGCGCAGAAAAUUUGAACCCAGAAGUUACAGGAAAUAUUAAUUAUGGAUCAAGAUUCAAAGUCUGACGAUAUCGAUUAUGACUCGAUGAUAGAAAAUGGGACAGACGAGGAAUCCGAUUCGGAAAUUGAAAAUUCUGAGGCUGAUGAAGUCGAGUCUUCCGAGCCAGAUGACAAUGCUUAUGACUCGAUGAUUGAAAAUGGCACAGACGAAUCGGAUUCAGAAGUUGAUAUCAGCGAGCUAAAGAAUCUAACCAAAGUGAAUAAAAGAAAGAUAACCGAUGAUCAUGAUGUUAAGGUGCCAAAAAAGAAAGGGAAAAGUGAUAAGGAGCUUUAUAAACCACCCACGGUUGAAGAAUUGAACCAACUACGAGAAACAGAAAAUUUAUUUCACUCAAAUUUGUUCAGAUUACAAAUAGAAGAGAUGCUGCAACAAGUCAAAGUUAAAGAUAAAUACAGAAAGUUAUUCAGUACUUGGUUCGAAGAUUUUCAACAGUGCAUUAAUCAAAUUGAAGAAACAACCGAAUUUCAGCUGUCUGACAAAAAGUCCCUAAAGAGUCUAAAAAUUGAGGUUCCAGUUGACUGCAAGUCAAAAGACACAAAAGGAUUUUACAAAUUUCUCAAACCAUCCCAGAUUAGUGUUGUCGGAUCCUAUGCGAUAGAUUGCUGUAUUGGUCCAAAUUUUACGGUGGACGUAGCUGUGGAAAUGCCAGCGAAACUCUUCCAGAAACAUGAUUACCAGAAUCAUAGAUAUUUCCGCAAACGCGCCAUAUAUCUUUCAUAUAUUGCGACAAAUAUUGGUAAGGACCUUGUGGAGAGCAAAAAAUUUGCCAACCUUGGUGACACUUACAAGCCAAUUUUAAAGAUGGUCCCUUCUGGAAAAUUGGGCAAACAUGUCACUGUACAUCUCCAUGUAGUCGCUCAAGAAGGGUCUUUCAAACUUAACAGAUUUUUACCAACAAAAAACAGCAUCAGAACUGGCUGGUAUUUCAGUGAAGAUCAUCCGGAAGAUGACUCUACGAUUCCGACGCCACAUUACAAUAGUUCUGUUCUGUAUGACUUAACGAUGUCUCAGAAUAAUUCUCGUAUCAUUAAAACUAUAUCCGAAUACCCAGCUUUGAGAGACGGAAUAUUGUUAUUGAAAAUAUGGCUUCAUCAACGAAAAUUAGACAAAGGCUAUGGUUCGUUUACUGGACACGUUUUAACAAUGUACGUUAUUCAUCUAAUGAAAAUCAGGCAAAUCAACAACAUUAUGAGCAGCUAUCAAGUGAUCAGAAAUGUUUGGACUUCCUUAGCACUAAGUAAUUGGUGUGAAUCUGGCAUAACUUUAUGUCAGAAUGACAACGGCGAACCAUCUGUAUCUGAUUAUCACAGUCAUUAUGAUUGCGUCUUUAUCGAUACAUCAGGAUAUCAUAAUUUGGUGGCGAAUAUGAAUAGGACAACAUUCGAAUGGAUAAAAAGACAGGCAGAACUUGCCGUCAAAUGUCUGGAUAAUGUUCACAUCAAUAACUUUCAGGCUCUGUUUAUGACAGCGGUGCCAUUUCAUAGAGAGUUUGAUCACACUAUAUGCUUUCAUGAUACAAACGCCAUAUCACAGUUGGUAGAAGAAUUGUCACCUAGAGCAACAAGGCUGGAUUAUGAUUCAAACACCUGGGCUCAAGCGGUAAAAUUGCUUGUCCCCACCUUGCAGCGUGGCUUGAAUAAAAGAGUAUCCCAAAUCGGAGUUAUUCUUGGAGAAUCUGAAGAAUGGGAAAUUACUGAUCCUGCCCCAAAGGGUUUGAGGAAAAUUUACAUCGGCUUCAAACUCAAUCCAGAAUUCUGCUUCAGUAUUGUUGAUAAAGGACCUGAGGCAAAUUUACCGGAGGCAGAAGAGUUCAGAAAAUUUUGGGGGAAAAAGUCACAGCUCCGCCGCUUUCAAGAUGGCUCUAUCUGCGAAGCAACUCUUUGGGGAAAAGGCAAAACCUUGGCGGAAAAAAGGUCUUUAUGCAAGAGAAUCAUUAUUUAUUUAUUGGAGAACAAGUUUUCCAUCACUCAAGACAAAUUUUUGUACAUCUCAGAUCAAAUGGAGGAGUUAUUAAAAUUGAAAAAGAUAAAAAUUACCAAUUUCGCAUAUGGUACUGGGGAAGAAGCGACAAUCCAAGUGCUAAAUACUUUUAAUGAAUUAGAAAAAGAGCUGACAUCAUUAUCCGAUCUUCCGUUGACAGUGACUGGAGUUCAGGGUUGUAGCGCAGUGUUUAGGUAUACCGAGGUUUUUCCUCCAUUAGCGACCGUAUAUCGCAGUGGUACAAAAAUAACGAAGGAAGGUAAAAAUUGCCUGUUACUGAGGGAAAAAAAUUUAGGCAUGGCACCUAGAUACGUUCUACCUAUCGAAGCUGUUAUACAAUUAUCCCUGAGUGGAAAGUGGCCAGAAGAACUGGAAGCUAUAAGAAAAAUUAAAGCUGCCUUUCACAUACAAAUUGCAGAAGGCUUGCGAAAACAAUACAGCUUGAAAGCACAAGGUGGCUUAAACUACAUUGAUGUGAUGAAGGGCGGUUUCGUUUUUCGACUUACCGUAGCACAUCAGAAAGAAAUUGUGUUACUCAAGCAACAAAUUGGCGAUGAUGGUGUAAUAAAGUACAGGGAUACUGAGGAGUCGAUCGAAAUAGAAAAGAAAUUAUUCCACUUGCCGAAAUUGACGAGUGCUCUUCAUGGGCUACAUUCCCAGUUACCGUCUUUUGGUCCUGCUUGUUGCCUUGCAAAACGCUGGUUACGAGCACAUCUUCUUGACGAUUCGCACAUACCAGAUAUUACGGUUGAACUACUAUUUGCUGCGAUGUAUUUGGCACCAGAGCCUUACUCUCCGAUACAAACACCUCAGGUGGCAUUUCUAAGAUUUCUUGAAUUGUUUGUUAAAAGCUACUGGAAUACUGAACCAAUUAUCGUUAACUUUAACAACGAAAUGAAUAGGCAAGAAAUCGUAGAAAUUGAGAGUUAUUUUAAUACCAAUCGAAGCACGCUUCCAUCACUUUUCAUAUCAACUCCCUAUGAUCAAAAAAAUUCGUUGUGGACAAGAAAGAAGCCGUCUUCAGUUAUUCUCAAACGUAUUACGACACUCGCUCAGGCUUCCUUGAAAAUUAUAGAGAAACAAAUCUGCAAUGGUGACAUCUUGAAUCACAGGAUUAUAUUUAAAGCUCCGAUGAUUGAAUAUGAUUUUCUUAUCAAUCUGAGACCUUUUUUAAAUCCCAGAAGAUUACAGGAUAUCAAUUUGAGCGAUGAUCACCCUACGGUAGAAUGGCAUCCAUACAAAUCACAUUCUAUGGCCAAAAUUCCUGUAGUUGACUUUAAUCCUGUUCAAAUGUAUCUGCAGGAACUCAGAGAAAACUAUGAAGAAUAUGCACUGUUUUUUCACGACACAUUCGGUGGUCACGUUAUAGGAGUUCUUAUAAAACCUAGUGCCUUAGAGCCAAAGGACUUCAAAGUGUCCAAUGUCAACUGUCGAAAAUUUAAUGACAAUGGCAAGUUGGUACUGAAUGUUCCUGCGAUGUUGGAGGACUUCUACGUAUUAGGCAAGGGCUUGGUCCGCAGUAUUGACACUCAGUCCAAAAAAGAUUACCUUUGUUGAGCUACACAAAUUUGUAACAUGUUAUUUUGUAUAAUAAAAUAGCGAUUGGACUUAUCGAAA
Molecule: messenger RNA, 3906 nt
Organism: Diprion similis
Lineage: Eukaryota; Metazoa; Arthropoda; Insecta; Hymenoptera; Diprionidae
Gene: Mat89Ba
Product: nucleolar protein 6
Exons: 12
Coding region: 292-3846 (1184 amino acids)
Biological process (GO): tRNA export from nucleus; rRNA processing
Cellular component (GO): UTP-C complex; CURI complex; small-subunit processome
Source: RefSeq, a predicted model, not a curated record